AAUUACGCUAAAACACACGAACUUUGGCCCGAUUUUCAAAUUUUCCAUAUACUUUAAAUUUUGUCUGGAUUUCCCUGAAUUUAGGCCCGCGUUCAAUUUUUCCACAAUUUUCGCUCCGGCCUUAUUAUAAAGCUGACAUGGCAUAUUUUGCUUGAACGAAAAGUUGACGUGGACACGCCGGACGGGAUAUUAUACGACGUCGUUCUAAAAGACACGAACGGCGUCGUUUUGUGUUGUUUUACCAUCUAUUUCGUGAGAUUAUGUUUUUGAAUUCCAAAUCAAAUGAAAUUGUGAGAAUUACGGUUCUCUCGAUCAUUUUCCUCUCACAACAAUUACCAUGGCUUGUGCUAAAUCUUCCUCCUCCGGCGGUUCGGCCAUGGCCGACAUGACCACAAAGUGUUACUGCGGAAGCCGCGUCGUGCUUAGGACGUCACAAACACAACAAAACCCUGGACGGAGGUUCAUAUGUUGUCCGAAGAAAGAUAUUAAGGCUCAGUGUCGAUUUUUCGAUUGGGUUAAUCCCGAGACUCCGAUAGGAGAGGCAGAAGAAGAAGAUGAUGGUGAAUCGAAACUAACUUUCUGGAUUGGCGAAUACUACCGACAACAACAGUAUCUUGAAGCGGACAUGAUGAGAAUCCGACAGUUGGAGGCUGAGAUUAAGCAUCUAAAAAAGAAAAAGAAAGACAACAAGAAGCUAUUCGUCAACAUGAAGCAAUUCAUGUAUGGUGCUUGUUUUGGAGUGUUGGUUUAUGCAGUUUCGAUGUCACUCAUUUUCUAGAAAUGAUUACUAGAUUAAGCUAUGGUUAGUGAUUGAACAUGUUAGUGCUUCAACUUGUUGUUUAGUAUCCUAUUUUCAGAUACAUAUUGUAUUGUCCAAUUUUCAAGUGCAAUGGACAUUGAAUUGUUGGUAAUGAAAAUAUGGAAAUCUGCAUUGGCAUUUUGUAUUA
Salvia miltiorrhiza (redroot sage) is the source of this 947-nucleotide messenger RNA. RefSeq lists its product as uncharacterized. NCBI's taxonomy places the organism in Eukaryota, Viridiplantae, Streptophyta, Magnoliopsida, Lamiales, Lamiaceae. The coding region runs from base 338 to 778 and encodes 146 amino acids. The record is from RefSeq and is a predicted model, not a curated record. The transcript is spliced from 2 exons. Gene Ontology annotation, molecular function: zinc ion binding.